Molecule: messenger RNA, 1375 nt
Organism: Populus euphratica (Euphrates poplar)
Lineage: Eukaryota; Viridiplantae; Streptophyta; Magnoliopsida; Malpighiales; Salicaceae
Product: fe(2+) transport protein 1-like
Exons: 3
Coding region: 51-1127 (358 amino acids)
Biological process (GO): zinc ion transmembrane transport
Cellular component (GO): plasma membrane
Molecular function (GO): zinc ion transmembrane transporter activity
Source: RefSeq, a predicted model, not a curated record
UUCAGUUACCCUCUACUAGUUGAAAUAUAGCUAGAGAACCAUCAUCAUCAAUGGCUACAUCAAAUCCAAAGCUCUCAAUCAUUUCCAUCUUCUUCAUUAUCCUUUCAUUCUUAAUACUUCAAGCUGAAUCCGUAGUAAAAGAGGGAUGUGUAGAAGAAACAAGCUCUUGCAAUGACAAAGCUAGAGCUUUAACCCUAAAGAUAAUAGCCAUAGUCUCUAUCUUGGUUACUAGCCUGAUAGGUGUAAGUGCACCUCUUUUUACACGUUCAAUCCCUGCUUUACACCCAGAUCGAAGCCUUUUUGUGAUUGUUAAAGCCUUUGCUGCUGGUAUCAUUCUUGCAACUGGGUUCAUGCAUGUGUUGCCAGAUUCUUUUGACAUGUUAUCUUCAAGUUGUUUGCCAGAAAAUCCAUGGCACAAGUUCCCUUUUACUGGGUUUGUAGCAAUGUUAUCUGCCAUAGUGACACUAAUGGUGGACUCAUUGGCCACUAGUGUGUAUAGCAAGAAGUCUACCGUUGGAGUUAACCCUGAGAGUAAUACUCAUGGUGCUGAACCAGAUCAAGAGAUGGCUGUUGGACAUUUCCAUGGCCACGGCAACGGUCAUGGACACCAUUAUGAGGCCAAACUUGCUGAUGGUGAAAAACAAUUGCUUCGGUACCGGGUUGUUGCCAUGGUAUUAGAAUUGGGCAUCAUUGUGCAUUCAGUAGUGAUAGGCCUCUCUCUUGGAGCCUCAAGCAACACUUGUACAAUUAAGGGCCUUGUAGCUGCUCUUUGCUUCCAUCAAAUGUUUGAAGGAAUGGGUCUUGGUGGUUGCAUUCUCCAGGCUGAAUACAAGCCUUUCAAGAAGGCAGUCAUGGCAUUUUUCUUCGCAGUAACAACUCCUUUCGGAAUUGCACUUGGCAUUGCACUGUCCAAAAUGUACAAGGAAAGCAGUCCUAAUGCUUUGAUCACUGUUGGUUUGCUCAACGCAUCAUCUGCUGGACUCUUGAUUUACAUGGCAUUGGUUGAUCUUCUAGCUGCCGAUUUUAUGGGUCCAAAAUUGCAGGGUAGCAUUAAGCUCCAGCUUAAGUCUUACAUGGCUGUACUUUUGGGAGCUGGUGGCAUGUCUCUAAUGGCGAAAUGGGCUUGACAUGGUUCGUUAGUUUCUCGUGGAAGAAUCUGUCAAGUCUCCCAUGUCAUAUUAUUACUCCAAAAUUAUCUAAAAAAAAUCGUGUCUCCUGUACUUUCCUUGAAAGUUGAGUAUGUUUUUCAUUUUUUUUCUUAUUGCAAGUUCAAAGUUGUUUUUGUUUUAUGAGUGUGUCGUUUCAUAAUUAAUGUCUUUUAAUGAAAGAGAAGCUUCAUAAUUUUGAUGUUUCAACAAUAUGAUAUUUCAUGUUA